ACAAAAGGUCAAAAAAGGGCAAAAAAAGAAGAAGAGAAAUUCAGAACAACCGUUUCCCGGCAACUUGCAGUUGUUCACGUUCCUAGUGUCAAUCCCCGUAAAUAAACCGAAAACCAGUGUCAUUUAAACCCCUCACUUUAUUCAAUUACCAAAACAAAUUUCUUUUCACCUAACCGUUGUUUCUUCUGUGGAUCUCUCUGGAGGGGGGAAAAGGAAAACUGAAGUUAUGGGAAAUGCAAAUGGAAGAGAAGACGGAGCCAAUGGCGGUAUCGAAAAUCUUUACUUAAGAUCCAACGGUGGGGAGCCCAUCGUUCCUGGAGCCGGCCCCUCGGCCUCUGCAGUAGUUGUUAGAGUGCCGUCGUCUGAUUCAAUGGCGAAUAGUCCGCCGCAGAGCCCUAGCCGGUCUCGAUCCCCUCUUUUGUUCGCGCCUCAGGUUCCUGUAGCUCCCUUACCAAGGGGUGAUGUCCAUUCCUUUUUCAGCCAAAUUUGGCAGCAUGAUUCACCUGGGGUUGUUGAUAGUGCAACUGAGAAAGGUAUUCCUGUCAUCAUUACAUGGAAUUAUGGUGGUCAUGAUGUGGCCGUGGAAGGUUCUUGGGACAACUGGAGAUCAAGGAAGAAACUGCUGAGAUCUGGUAAGGACCACUCAAUUCUUUUGGUCCUUCCAUCUGGCAUAUACCAUUACAAGUUUAUUGUUGAUGGCGAAUGGAGAUAUAUGCCUGAUCUACCUUUUGUAGCUAAUGAAAUGGGCCAUAUUUGUAAUCUUCUUGAUGUUCAUGACUAUGUACCUGAAAAUCUGGAUAGUGUAACCGAGUUUUUGGCUCCAGGAUCUCCAAAUUCCAGUUAUGGUCAGGCAUUGCCAACGGAGGAAGAUUUUGCAAAGGAGCCUGUUAUAGUUCCGUCCCAGCUGCAUCAAACUGUCCUCGGUACAGAUAAUCAAGAUGGAGCAUCAUCCUCAAAGCCUCAACAUGUUGUACUUAACCACCUUUUCAUUGAGAAAGGAUGGGCAUCGCAUUCUGUUGUUGCCCUGGGAUUGACCCAUAGGUUUGAGUCCAAAUACGUGACUGUUGUACUCUAUAAGCCACUCAAAAGGUAACAUGCACUUUUUCCAUGCUUCACUCUGUAAAGAAACGAAGGUAACUUUCACAGUUGUUUGUGAAGGCUGGCUGUUUUAUAGAUCUGUUUUGAUACUUUUUAACAUGUUUUGUUGGACUUCAACAUUAGUUUACCUUAAGGUGUUUGCAUAUGGAAAAUUUCGCCAUCUUUGGAGCA
Gossypium raimondii (Peruvian cotton) is the source of this 1269-nucleotide messenger RNA. Its product is annotated as SNF1-related protein kinase regulatory subunit beta-1. NCBI's taxonomy places the organism in Eukaryota, Viridiplantae, Streptophyta, Magnoliopsida, Malvales, Malvaceae. The record is from RefSeq and is a predicted model, not a curated record. Gene Ontology annotation, molecular function: protein binding. The transcript has 4 exons. Bases 227 to 1093 code for a protein of 288 amino acids.